AUGCUCAACUGGCCAAAAGGACUGAGCGCAAUACGACAAUCUAUUCGCCAUUCCUCAAAAGCACCGGUCGCACUUACAUCCCUCGAUCUGCACCGGUCACUUUCCGAGUUGCUAUUCCUCCAGGAACUCAAUCGCUACCAGCAAGCCUUCAUCCACCGCGUUUUCCUGGCCUACCCAGAGGACGACCUUCCCGGAGAACUGGAAUACCGACUAAAUUGUAUACGACAUCAAGAGAGCCACUAUCAAGAGACUAUCGAGUUCUUAGAACGGCGCGUUGAGAAUGCGAUUAACCUGCUUUUCAAUGUAACGUCCUUUGACGAGACUCGGAGUAUCAAUCGACUGACGUACCUUGCGUUCGUCUUUGCGCCGGUCUCUUUUGCUACAAGUGUCUGGGGUAUGACCGAGUUUACCAUUGCCCCUAAAUGGGUUGCUGCCCUCGCGAUGCCUCUCCUGAUCCUCUCCUUCUUUAUUGCGUGGUUGUCCACAAUAAUCUCCAGGAAGCUGGACUUGAGACGAGUGAAACACUGGACGGACGAGGAAAAGAGAAGAUGA
Messenger RNA from Penicillium argentinense, 552 nucleotides. RefSeq lists its product as uncharacterized. Gene Ontology annotation, cellular component: membrane. NCBI's taxonomy places the organism in Eukaryota, Fungi, Ascomycota, Eurotiomycetes, Eurotiales, Aspergillaceae. Bases 1 to 552 code for a protein of 183 amino acids. The transcript has 4 exons. Gene Ontology annotation, molecular function: metal ion transmembrane transporter activity. Gene Ontology annotation, biological process: metal ion transport; transmembrane transport. The record is from RefSeq and is a predicted model, not a curated record.